AUGAGUUCUGGUCGAUGUGCGGCUUGCAGAUAUUUGAGGAGAAGAUGUACGGAAGACUGCAUUCUCUCGCCUUAUUUUCCGUCUAAUAAUCCCCAAAGAUUUGUUUCUGUUCAUAGAAUCUAUGGUGCCAGUAACGUCACAAAAUUACUUCUGCAACUCCCGACCCAUUUGCGAGCUGAAGCAGCGGAUUCCUUAUACUUCGAGGCACAAUGUCGGCUUGAAGACCCUGUCUAUGGCUGUGUUGGGCUCAUAUUUAUGUUGCAGCAACAGAUACAUGCUGCGGAGAGUCAGCUAGUUAAGACUCAAGCCGAGAUUGCAGUUAUGAAAUCCCAGGGCCAAAACCCUGAAGCCCAACAAGCUGAACAAGAUUUCAACAAUUUGCUGCUACAACAGUCGGACAAUGAUGCCGCCCUUAGUUUCCCCAACCAAGUUUCUUCUGGGUUUAUUUAG
Molecule: messenger RNA, 450 nt
Organism: Hibiscus syriacus
Lineage: Eukaryota; Viridiplantae; Streptophyta; Magnoliopsida; Malvales; Malvaceae
Product: LOB domain-containing protein 24-like
Exons: 2
Coding region: 1-450 (149 amino acids)
Source: RefSeq, a predicted model, not a curated record